Molecule: messenger RNA, 1965 nt
Organism: Acanthosepion pharaonis
Lineage: Eukaryota; Metazoa; Mollusca; Cephalopoda; Sepiida; Sepiidae
Source: the annotation of a GenBank genome assembly
AUGGAGAAAUCAUCUUACCUUUCUUUGCUUCUAUUUAUUUCCAGUUUGGUGCUGGGAUCCAAUGGAAGAGAAACAUCUGAUGGCCAUUCGAUGAAUAUAGCAUGUUGGAGAAAUCCAGUUGAUAUUGUGAUUGUUCUUGAUUCUUCGAGGAGUAUCUGGGCGCUUGAUUUCAAGAAACAGUUAGAGUUCGUCAAAAAUUUAGUGGACCAACUGGAUGUCGGUAUGGGAGCAACACAGACCAGAGUGGGCGUCAUGUCGUUUAGCAACUGGGCCCAAAUUGAAAUCAACCUUUACGAAUCGACAGAAAAAGAAGAACUAAAAAGAAAAAUCGACAAUAUCCGACAACUUCAAGCCAAUACAAACACGGGCGAUGCGCUGCGUCUUUUAAGAAACGAAGCCUUUAAGUUAGAACAGGGCUCAAGACCUUGGGUCCGGCAUAUUGCUCUCAUACUAACCGAUGGCGAGUCUCAGAACAAAACAACAACGCAAUUUGAGGCCCGAGCUUGUAAGGAUUCUAAAAUUGAGCUCUUUGCCAUCGGGAUUGGGGAGAGUGUCAGCUACCGCGAACUGAGAGGCAUUGCUAGUAAUCCCAAGAGCAAAUACUUUAUUCUCACCUCGGAUUAUGAUGCUCUGGAUCGUAUUCGACACGACGUGGUGAAAAAAACCUGCCAACCAGUCACGCCUAAACCAACAACCACCCUCAGUACACGUGCCUCGACCACAACAAUGACCACAUCGACCACGCAGACCACGCCGCCCAUGCAAACUAUGCCAAAGGAAAAUCCCAUUGCUGAAGAAGCUUGCAAGAAUAAAGUUGCCGACAUUUUUGUUCUGCUUGAUUCGUCUUCAAGUAUUCGUAUCGAUGAAUUCAAAAAGCAGAUCAAUUUUAUCGAAGAAAUUGUCAAGAAGUUCGACAUCGGCCCUUUCAAAACUCGAAUCGGAGUUUCCGUGUUUAGCCACGAAUAUUAUUCAAUACUCAAGUUCGACCAGACAAACGACAAACAAGAAAUCCUAAAGAUUAUUCAUAGCAUCAAGUAUCUUGGUGGAGGCACUGCUAUUGGUAAAGCUCUCAGUGAAAUGAGGUUGAAUGAGUUUAAUGCCAAUUCUGCCCGGCCAGGAGUGGAAAAGAUCGUCAUUUUGUUCACAGACGGUCAGUCAACCGACGCCGACCAAGCUUCGUUCGAAGCGAAAAAGCUGAAGGAAUCCAAUGUGAAGAUAUUUGUCGUUGGAAUAGGACCAUUCAUUGACCAAAUGGAACUGGAAGAUAUUGCAAGCCGACCGUCUAAAGACUUUGUUCAUACUUUCGAUUCCUUUGAUGAUAUGUUUGCGAAAGGUGGAAUACUUUCAAGAAAAACUUGUACCGUAGACGGACAAAUCUUUGUGAGAGAGCAGGAAGUUUGCAACGCCAGUCGAAUGACAGAUGUCAUGUUUAUGGUGAGCAAUAACCAUUUCGGUAAAAAGAAAACCAACCGCAUCCUGAAGGCGGCGGCCGAGGUGGUCAGAAGAGUUGGAAGCCGUGGAGCGUUUAACUUCGGAGUCCUCUUCGAUGAAUGUCUCCCUAAACAAGCCGUGAAAAUCGGAUCGAUUAGAGAAGAGAGACAACUCGUUAAUGAAAUCGUCAACUUCCGAUACGGAUCGAUCGCCUCGCUCAUUCGUCAGCUGCAGAUAGAUGAGUUUUCACCCUGGAGCAAUGUACGUCAUGCCGGGCUUCUUUUCUUGGAUGACACCGUUGACCUUCAAGACCCACAGAUAAAAAUGGAAAUCAAACGCGCUGUUGCAAAAGGGAUUCAGUUUUAUCCGGUAGUCAUUGGCGAAGAUGUUGACAUUGACCGGGUGGAGAACAUCAUAGCGCCAAAAGAACGUAUCAUUUUUGUUAAAUCAUAUGAUGAUAUCCCAUCAUCACUUCCUUUUGGCUUCACUGACAAUCUUUGCAAACCUGAAGUAUUUAAACCAGAAAUAUCAUAG